GAACACCACGCGUCCAAGCGAGGUGGAGGAAAAAAAGAGGAGGAGGAGGAGGGGGGGCAGUAGAGGCAGACAAUGCGGUUUUACGAUGCGUUUAUUCCUCCGUUCAAUUUAGACCCACAUCCACGAAAACAUCAUGUGCCGAAGAUGUGGGAGAAGAUUUCUCCGUAAACUGGUUAUUGUUGCCUAUUUUUCAUAAUCGCACUGAACAGAUUUCUCUACGUUUUGAUAGAGAACAAUAAAAAAAUAAGAUGAAAUUUCCAAUAGAAACCCCAAGGAAACAAGUUAACUGGGACCCGGAACAAGUGGCGGUCCAGACCAACCUGGUCCCUCCCAAAAAGGUCCAGUCUGGCAUGGCGAAGUCCAGUCUAGUCCAGGCCAGUGUGGCCACUAUGCAGAACCCUAUGGGCUGUGACCCUAAGACCAACGGUCACUGUCCACUGCCACGCCUGUCCAUCUCCUCCCGCUCUGCCAGCGUGGUGGCCAGCAUGGACACCAGCUGCGACGGCUCAGUGGCGGCCCUCCACUCAGUGAUGAAAUGGAAGACGGUGCUGGCAGUGUUCAUCGUGGUCGUUCUCUACCUGGUUUGUGGAGGUCUGGCAUUUAAUGCUCUGGAGCAGCCAUUUGAGAGUAACCAGAAGACCAGCAUCACUCUGGAGAAGGCUUCGUUCCUGGAGAGACACCCCUGUGUUACUCCUAAUGAGCUGGAAGCACUCAUCAAGCAUGCCAUAGAUGCUGUGAAUGCAGGAGUGAGUCCUAUUGGAGACACAUCCAACAAUUCCAGUUACUGGGACCUGGGCAGUGCCUUCUUCUUCGCUGGAACUGUCAUCACAACCAUCGGUUAUGGAAACAUAGCUCCAAGCACAGAGGGCGGGAAAAUCUUUUGCAUCCUUUAUGCCAUAUUUGGCAUUCCUCUCUUUGGCUUCUUGUUGGCGGGGAUUGGAGACCAGCUGGGGACCAUCUUUGUGAAAAGCAUUUUGAGAGUUGAGAAGAUAUUUAGGCAAAAACACAAACAGAUUAGCCAGACGAAGAUCAGAGUGACGUCCACCAUCCUGUUCAUCCUGGCUGGCUGCAUCGUUUUCGUCACCAUCCCUGCUGUCAUCUUUAAACACAUUGAGGGCUGGACUACACUGGAGGCCAUCUACUUUGUUGUGAUUACUCUCACCACAGUGGGAAUAGGAGACUAUGUGGCAGGUGGAAACAGCAGGAUUGACUACAUGAAGUGGUACAAGCCUCUGGUGUGGUUCUGGAUCUUGGUGGGUUUGGCCUACUUUGCGGCUGUCCUCAGCAUGAUUGGAGACUGGCUUCGAGUACUGUCUAAAAAGACCAAAGAGGAGGUUGGGGAGUUUAAAGCUCAUGCAGCCGAAUGGAAAGCAAAUGUACGAGCGGAGUUCCGUGAAACACGGCGGCGCCUGAGUGUCGAGAUCCAUGACAAGCUCCAGAGGGCUGCCACCAUUCGCAGCAUGGAGCGCCGUCAGCUUGGCCUGGAGCAGCGAGCUCACUCCCUGGACAUGCUGUCUCCAGAGAAGCGGGCCUUGUUUGCCAGCCUGGAUGCUGGCCGAUUCAAGACUUCCUCACAGGAGAGCAUCGAUACCAAGCUCAACAACCUGAGGCUGAAGGGGGCUUGUGAGCCAUACGACCAUCAGGGGAGUGAGCAAACACAACAGACAGCAUCUUCCUCAGAGGAGAAUCUUUUCAACCUACGCUUCGGAUCCCUCACCAAGCUGGCCAGACGCAACAAGAACCGAGAGCUACGGAGGAACAUUACUGAAGAUGCGCGGCGGGCAAGUGUAGGCAUAAACAAUGGCAGUGCCAUGCUGGGUGAGGAGAGGACGGAAGAAGAAGAAGAAGAUGGGGAGCAAGAUGAGGAAAACGGAGAAAAAAAAGAGGGAAACACAAGUCUGACAAACCUGUCACAGUAUGCAAGUGAGCGCGCCAAGUUGAAUGGGUUCAUACCAGUACAGGCCAAAGAUGGAGAGAACGACUAGAACGGAAGAGCCCAGAAACAGAGUGAAAGAUACAGAGACAGAGACAGAACAAGAGUGCAUGGUCCUUUGAGAUGUCAAGAAAUGUGCCUUUCUGUUUCCUAUGCUUUGAUUGGAACUGCUCCCAGGAAAUUCAUUGUGCCAUAGCCACGGGAAGAAAAUGUGUUGCCAAAAAUGAACGAAUAGAAGAGACACAGAGGCUGUAGUUAAAUACCUCAUAUCGGAUGUUACUGUAGAACGGGCUUCUUGAGAAUUUCUACAGGAGCUAUCUUUACAGCUUUGUUGGCUUUCAGCCCUGACGACUCUUACGAGACACUUGGGUAACGGCUGUCUGUUAAUGCUGAAUCUUUUUUUUUUUUUUUUAAACAAUGUGGGCAGGACAACCCGAGAGCUAGCUUCAUGUCAUCCAUCUUGAGAAACAUUAUCGAUCUCCGCUUUGUCAUCUCAUACUGUGGUGGCUAUUUUUAGCUCAGCUGCCUGCUGCAAAAGGACUUCCACGUUAAUGAAUGGAGGGUGGGAGGUAGUGUUUCUGCUGGAUCAAUAGACAAUACGAGCAUUUACCUAACCGACAUGUACAAAUAUUCCUACAUGGUAUGUGACUUUGAAAAUGUACCCCUAGGGCAUAAACUACUGCAUACUAAAAGCUCAUAAAAACAAACUAUUCACCUUGUGCAUAGUAAAACACACAACCACAGCAUUAUAAAAAAAACUUGAAAGCUUAAAAUUAUAGCUGUAAUAAUGUUACCGUUUGUUUUAAUACAAUGAAAUGCACUGCUUUCAUUCAUAUUUGGUGUAAAACCCCAUUUAUUUGAGUAAUAUUUGCUACCAUUUUCUUAAUUGGGGAUCAAUACUGAGCUGGAAUUCACCUGACAGACACCUGUUUAAUCACCUUUGGCCAUGAGAUUGUCAGAAACACUUUUAUUUUGUAUAUGACAUUCACUUCAUCACAAAUGUCUUGUGUCUUGAGUGCUUAAAUUACGUUUUUAUUAAUGAAUGUGAUGCUGUUGAUUUUGUACUCGCCAAGCAUGUUUGAAUCUGUUUACUCCUUUUUAUAUCAGCCAAGCACUUGAGUUGAAUUUUCCAUUGAAUUGUAAAAUAUGAACAAAAUGUGUCAGGUUUCUUUCUCUUAUUCCUUUUCUGAACGUGUUUUUUCGUAGUUCCUAGAGUUUUACUGACACAUGACCGUUUUAAACUUUAUUUGCAUUUUACAGGCACUGACAUUGCUACCCAUCGCCUACUUUCAAUUUUACAGAAUUAUUAAAUGUAUCACAAGUGUGCAUUGUAUGCAUCUCUAAAGCUAAAUUACACACACGCUGGUUGCACUUGUAACCUGUUUAUCUGAUAUGAAUUUCAUUAACCUUUCCAUGACCAUGACCUGUGAUAAGUUGAGCGACUAUUUGUUGUGUACAGCCUAUUUUAUGAACAAAUCACAUUAAAUGUAGU
This is a messenger RNA of Morone saxatilis (striped sea-bass), 3425 nucleotides long. RefSeq names its product potassium channel, subfamily K, member 10b (gene kcnk10b). Gene Ontology annotation, cellular component: membrane. Lineage: Eukaryota; Metazoa; Chordata; Actinopteri; Moronidae. The record is from RefSeq and is a predicted model, not a curated record. Gene Ontology annotation, molecular function: potassium ion leak channel activity. Bases 249 to 1985 code for a protein of 578 amino acids. The transcript has 7 exons. Gene Ontology annotation, biological process: potassium ion transmembrane transport; stabilization of membrane potential.